Messenger RNA from Castor canadensis (American beaver), 1590 nucleotides. The record is from RefSeq and is a predicted model, not a curated record. Lineage: Eukaryota; Metazoa; Chordata; Mammalia; Rodentia; Castoridae.
AUGUCAACAAGGCCUUUUGAAAGUCCACCUCCUUAUAGACCAGAUGAAUUCAAACCAAAUCAUUAUGCACCGGGCAAUGACAUGUACGAUGGGGAAAUGCACGUUCGACCAAUGCUCUCGCAGCCAGCAUAUUCCUUUUACCCGGAAGAUGAAAUUCUUCACUUCUACAAGUGGACGUCCCCUCCUGGAGUGAUUCGGAUUCUGACCAUGCUCAUCAUUGUCAUGUGCAUUGCCAUAUUUGCCUGUGUUGCCUCCACACUUGCCUGGGACCGAGGCUAUGGAACCGGCAUCUUUAGUAGUGGAGGCUACCCUUACGGAAGUGGCUUUGGUAGCUAUGGAAGUAGCUAUGGCUAUGGCUAUGGCUACGGUUAUGGGUAUGGAGCAGGGUAUACGGAUCCAAGAGCAGCAAAGGGCUUCCUGUUGGCCAUGGCUGCUUUUUGUUUCAUUGCCUCAUUGGCGAUAUUUGUUACCAGUGUUAUAAGAUCUGGAAUGUCCAGAACAAGAAGAUAUUACUUGACUGUGAUCAUAGUGAGUGCUGUUCUGGGCAUCAUGGUGUUUAUUGCCACAAUUGUCUACAUCAUGGGAGUCAACCCAACUGCCCAGACUUCUGGAUCCCUGUACGGUUCACAGAUAUAUGCCCUGUGCAAUCAGUUUUACACUGGAGCUACUGGACUCUAUGUGGAUCAAUAUUUGUAUCACUACUGUGUGGUGGAUCCCCAGGAGGCUAUUGCCAUCGUACUGGGCUUCAUGAUUAUCGUGGCUUUUGCUUUAAUGAUUUUUUUUGCUGUGAAAACAAGAAGUAAGAUAGACCGGUAUGGCAAGUCCAAUAUUUUGUGGGACAAGGAACACAUUUAUAAUGAGCAGCCCCCUAAUGUGGAAGAGUGGGUUAAAAAUGUGUCUGCAGGCACACAAGACAUGCCUCCACCCCUGUCUGCCCCAUCUGACUAUGUGGACAGAGUUGACAGUUCAAUGGCUUACUCCUCCAAUGGCAAAGUGAAUGGUCGCAAACAGUCGUAUCCAGAAUCUUCCUACAAAUCAACACCACCGGUGCCCGAAGUGGCCCACGAGCUUCCCCUGACUUCACCUGUGGACGACUUCAGGCAGUCUCAUUACAGCAUCAGUGGUAACUUAGAGAUGCCUUCAAAAAGUGCUCCCAUGAAGGGACGAGCAGGAAUGUCAAAGAAAGCCGAGCAAGACCACUAUGAGACGGACUACACGACGGGCGGCGAGUCCUGCGAUGAGCUGGAAGAAGACUGGAUCAGGUAGCACACUCUGGGAUACCCACCUAUCACCUCCGAUCACCAAAGACAACUCUACAAGAGAAAUUUUGACACUGGCCUCCAGGAAUACAAGAGUUUACAAACAGAACUUGAUGAGGUCAAUAAAGAACUCUCUCGUCUAGAUAAAGAACUGGAUGACUACAGAGAAGAAAGUGAAGAGUACAUGGCUGCUGCUGAUGAAUACAAUAGACUGAAGCAAGUUAAGAGAUCUGCAGAUUAUAAAAAUAAGAAGAAUUAUUGCAAGCAGCUGAAGAGCAAAUUGUCACACAUCAAGAAGAUGGUUGGAGACUAUGACAGACGGAAAACAUAG